This is a messenger RNA of Vicia faba (fava bean), 1140 nucleotides long. The record is from the annotation of a GenBank genome assembly. NCBI's taxonomy places the organism in Eukaryota, Viridiplantae, Streptophyta, Magnoliopsida, Fabales, Fabaceae.
AUGAAGGCUCUCAAUGAUUGUUUAACUAAAGAUUUCAUGCCAACCGAUGAAGAACUUCUUCAAAACUUCCUCUACAACAAAAUUAACAAUGAACCAAUUCCCAAUUAUCUCAACAUUCUUGAACAUGAUUUGUUCGGAACUGAAAAGACUCCAUUGGAUAUAUGGAAUGAGUUUGAAGCUUCACACUCAUAUAGCGGAAAAGACCUAUAUUUCUUUACUACCUUAAAGAAGAAGUCCACUACGAGCACGCGCUCCGUUCGCACGAUCGGAAACGGUAAUUGGGAAGGCGAAGACACCGGAAAAAAUAUAUUUGCCAAAGACACGAACCAACUCCUCGGUCUGAAAAAACGUUUUCGUUUUGAGAAGAGUAACACUUCUCAAGAUGGUGGAUGGAUUUUGCAUGAAUAUAAGCUCCAUAAAUCUUUGAUUAACAAUGCUCUAGUCAACAAUUAUGUACUAUGCAGAUUUAGAAAGAAUUUGAAAUCACAAAAUACACAAGCAAGAGCAAGUAUAGGUGAUCAAUCCAAUUCUCAUUUAAGAAAAAUUUCAAGAACAAAAAAUUGUCAAGAGAGUAAAAUAAAGAAUGUGAUUUCUAAAGAAAAAGAACAUAUCAUUCCUAAACAAUCAGAACCUGUCAUAUUAGACAAUAAUGUUUCGGUGAAAAAAUAUGUUAUCUAUGAAGAAGCAAUAGUUCAAUCAAAUGAUGGUGGAAACAAGAGGAAAUAUGAGGAUGACAUGGAGUUUACAUAUAUGGGAGAGAAAAGAAAAUGUAUCAGAAGUACUCGGCCAGAAGAGGAAAAAUUUAUUGCAUUAAAGACUAAGUUUGAAUAUGAGUACAAUAAUAUGUUUUUUGGAGAAAAUAUUGCACAAAAUCCAAAAAAUCGAGAUGAUAGUAGAAAUAGCGAAAUUGAGGUGGUUGAAAGAACUAAGCAAAGAGAGUGCAGUUUUAACAAAGAUGACAGUGAUAUCAUCAUGAAUAAAGAAGAAGAAAAUGAUGAUGAUGAGAUGUCUUGGCCUGAAAUUUUUGCAAAGGAACUGUUGGAAAUUAAUGGAGGAGGAAGGUUCAUAAAAGAAGACGAUGUUCAGAUGCUUAGCAACAAUUCUUAUAAGGAUUUUUUUUGUUGGGAAAUAUUAGGAUAG